Messenger RNA from Aspergillus nidulans FGSC A4, 967 nucleotides. Its product is annotated as protein mtfA. Bases 1 to 936 code for a protein of 311 amino acids. Gene Ontology annotation, cellular component: nucleus. The record is from RefSeq and is a predicted model, not a curated record. The transcript is spliced from 2 exons. NCBI's taxonomy places the organism in Eukaryota, Fungi, Ascomycota, Eurotiomycetes, Eurotiales, Aspergillaceae.
AUGGAUCUCGCCAACCUCAUCUCCCAACCGGGGCCUGAGCCUGCUCUGACGGCCAAAUCAAGAUACAGCCCUCCUGCCUUUGAACCGGGCUCCUUCUACGCCGCAUCUACUUCAUUCACGCGGACACAAGCGCCACUAUCGCCUCCAGUCGAGGAUAGAUCUUCUCGCUGCUCACUGCCAUCAAUCUCUGCGCUUCUUGACAGCGCAGACGGCGCCUCGACACAAGCUCCAAAGCGCCAACGGCUCAGCUCUCCAAUGCACCGUGAACCGCUUGACAAGAACCCAUCUGCCGGCGCUGCUCCCAUCCGUCUCCCGCCCACUCCUCCAUUGCGCCCCGGCUCCGGCUUCCACAGCGCCGGCCACUCGCCCUCGAGCUCCAUCUCAUCCAUCUCGAUGAUCAAGUCCGAGUACCCGGCACCACCAUCAGCUCCAGUCUCUCUUCCGGGCCUUCCCAGCCCAACCGACCGCUCGUCCAUCUCGAGCCAAGGGUCUGCGCCGCAGCACCAGCAUGGUCCCUACGCCUCGCCAGCUCCCAGCGUGGCGCCCUCUUACUCCUCGCCCGUUGAGCCCUCACCCUCAUCGGCAAUGUACUACCAACACCAGCGGCCCGCAUCCUCAGGCACAUACCAGGCUCCUCCACCCCCGCCGCAACACCAGCCCAUGAUCUCGCCCGUGACACCGGCCUGGCAGCACCACCACUACUUCCCUCCUUCCUCAAACACACCCUACCAGCAGAACCACGACCGAUAUAUCUGCCGCACCUGCCACAAGGCGUUCUCGCGGCCCUCGAGUCUGCGCAUCCACAGCCAUAGCCACACCGGCGAGAAGCCAUUUCGGUGCACACAUGCCGGAUGCGGCAAAGCCUUUAGUGUACGGAGCAACAUGAAGCGCCAUGAGCGCGGCUGCCAUACCGGGAGGGCUGUCGCGAUGGUGUAACCAAUUGUGUUACUCCACCUCCUCGCAUCAU